Molecule: messenger RNA, 4077 nt
Organism: Cyclopterus lumpus (lumpfish)
Lineage: Eukaryota; Metazoa; Chordata; Actinopteri; Perciformes; Cyclopteridae
Product: B-cadherin-like
Exons: 18
Coding region: 405-3308 (967 amino acids)
Biological process (GO): homophilic cell-cell adhesion; adherens junction organization; multicellular organism development
Cellular component (GO): plasma membrane; adherens junction; cytoplasm
Molecular function (GO): cadherin binding; calcium ion binding
Source: RefSeq, a predicted model, not a curated record
GAGAAGAGAAGACAAGAGAGGCUUGUCAGUAAGAGGAAAUGAGCCAGUAGCUGUAGAACACUGCUCACUGAGCUCCUGGCUGGUUAAUAAACGGUCAGUGUGUCAUCUGUUGUUCAUCUGCUACCUGUUCACGAGCGUGGAAGUAGCAGAAACUACUGGUAUCUGUCUCCACAGGUGUGUUCAGCCCGCGUGACCAUAUCAGGAACACGGAAGUCGCGCACCUGUAAGCUGACGUCAUGCGCCGUAAGUACCUGCAGCAACUCGUCCAGCUGAACUCAAGUCAGUAACUGAAUCCAGCUCCAGGAGAGAAGACAAAGAAGCCACGUCGGAACAUUCUCAAAGGAAUAUCUAUCCAAGGAUUGUUCUCUACUUUCAUAACGAGGACUACCAGGACUUCCGGACCGAUGGGGGCCGCCCGGGUCGCGGUUUGGGGCAUUUUAAUCGUCGCUUUUCAGGCCACAACUUUCGUGACUACUGAGAAGCCAACAUGUGUCCCUGGAUUCAAGUCGGAUUUGUUGAUUUUCAAGGUGUUCAAGAAGCACCUGAGGCCGGGCAUGAGACUGGGAAACGUGGGCUUCUCUGACUGCACAGACCGCACACGAUUUCUCUUCAGCAGCGAUAACAGCCACUUCACAGUACAGGCAGAUGGUGUACUGAAGGUAAAAAGACCAACUGUGAUUCAUGGGCAGCGUGAUUUUGUUAUCCACUACUGGGACUCACAAAGGCGCUCAAUGAGUGUUCCUGUCCAAGUAGUACACCAUAGGAACCACCACCACGAUUCUAAGAAUCACCAUGGAGAACACCAUCACCAUGGAGAACACCAUCACCAUGGAGAACACCAUCACCAUGGAGAACACCAUCCCCACGGACAUCCCCACGGACAUCCCCACAACCAUUCCCACAACGAUCCCCACGGACAUUCCCACAACCAUUCCCACAACCAUUCCCACAACCAUUCCCACAACCAUUCCCACAACCAUCCCCACAACCAUCCCCACAACCAUCAGCACCACCAACACAACCACACUGAAGUGGAAUCUGCUAAUAACACAGAGAAUGCGACUGAUGGACAGGUGCCCAUUCUGCAUUUCCCCAAGACUGUUGAUGGGCUGAGGAGGAGGAAGAGGGACUGGGUUAUUCCUGACUUAAAAGUGUCUGAGAAUGACAGAGGACCCUACCCUCUAAAAGUAUCUCAAAUCCGUUCGAAUGAGGAUAAAAUAAAGAAGAUCUAUUACAAGAUCACUGGUCCAGGAGCCAGUGAGGACCCUGUUGGCCUGUUCACCAUGGACAGAGACACUGGUAAUCUGUACCUCAUACAACCACUGGACAGGGAAGCAAAGGCCAUGUACAUGUUUCAAGCGCAUGCUACGUCGGAUGGUGGAGGAAUAUCAGAAGACCCUAUGGACAUUGUAGUGAACGUAAUUGACCAGAAUGACAACAGACCAAUAUUCGAUCAAGACACCUUCCUGGGAGAAGUUGCUGAGGCCUCACCAAAAGGUUUCGAGGUGAUUAAGGUCGUGGCCACAGAUCUCGACGAGCCAAAUAAUGACAACUCCGACAUCCGAUACAGUAUUUUGAGCCAGGAUCCAGCUCUUCCCUCCGACAAGCUGUUUGACAUCAACCCCGUCACUGGAGCCAUCAGGGUGGAGGCCGGCGGGCUGGACAGAGAGAAAUACCCAAAGUACACUCUGGUGGUCCAAGCAGCUGACAUGGUGGGACGCGGGUCGACUGUGGAAGCCAAAGUAAUCCUCACCGUCACCGAUAGCAACGACAAUGCUCCGGCCUUCACGCAGUCUUCCUACGAGGCGUCGGUUGACGAAAAUAAAGUGGACGCUCACAUCCUCAUGAUGACGGUCACGGAUGGCGACGAGCCGCUUUCCCCAGCUUGGAACGCCAUUUUCACGAUUGUCAGCGGUGACCCCGGAGGGCAUUUCUCUGUGAGGACUGGAACCAACAAACAUGAAGGAAUCCUGUCUACCGUCAAGGGUCUUGACUUUGAGAGGAGCACCAUGCACACUCUGCUGGUGGCCGUGAAGAACGAGGUUCCCUUUGCCACGCCCCUGGCCACUAGCACCGCCACCGUGGUGGUGCGCGUGCUGGACGUCAACGAGGCUCCGAUCUUUGAUCCGAUGGAGAAGGUGGUGUCAAAACGGGAGGACCUGGCCUUGGACAGUGAAGUGGUGCAGUACACCGCCUUCGACCCAGACACCGCACGCAAACAGAAAGUCAUGUAUCGAGUAAUGCGAGACCCUGCCGGGUGGCUGAAUGUGGCCAAAGACACAGGCCUGAUUACAGUAAAGAACGAAAUGGACAGAGAGUCCGUCUUUGUCAAGGACAACAAAUACACGGCACUCAUUGGUGCCUAUGACAACGAUGAUGUCCCAGCCACAGGAACCGGCACUCUAAUAAUCCAGCUCGAAGAUGUCAAUGACAAUGCGCCCACCAUUGAGGAACGCACAAUCAAGGUGUGUCACAAGGAGUCGGUUCCUCAGCUGCUGUCGGUAACGGAUAAAGAUGGACCGGGCUUCACUGCUCCAUACAGUGUCUCAUUACAGGGCAUGUCGAAGACCAACUGGACCGCUAGGAUGAACGGUUCCAAAACGGGCAUCCUCCUGAAUUUAGGCGUGGAGCUGGAGAGUGGAGAGUACUUGGUGGUCCUGAGGGUGGCAGACAACCAGGGCUUGGAGCAGGACAGCACCGUCCAGGCCACAGUCUGCGACUGCACCGGGGAAGAAGUGAUCUGCAAAGGCCGGGUGGCAGGUGGCACCGGGCUCCCUGUAAUCCUGGGAAUACUGGGAGGCAUCCUGUUGCUGCUCAUGCUGGUGUUGCUGCUGCUGAUUUUCGCGAGGCGGAGGAGAGGAGAGCAGAAGGUACCUCUACUGCAAGACGAUGACAUCAGAGACAACAUCUACUACUACGACGAAGAGGGCGGCGGGGAGGACGACCAGGACUAUGAUCUGGGGGUUCUCCACCGCGGUCUGGACAACCGGCCCGAAGUGUUCAGAAACGACGUGGUGCCGAACUUCAUGCCGGCCCCUCAGUACCGGCCUCGCCCCGCCAACCCGGAGGAAAUCGGCAACUUCAUCGACGAUAACCUGAAGGCGGCCGACAACGACCCGACGGCUCCCCCCUACGACUCCCUGCUGGUGUUCGACUACGAGGGCGGCGGCUCCGACGGCGGGAGCCUCUCCUCUCUGAACUCGUCGAGCAGCGGAGACCAAGACUACAACUGCCUCAACGACUGGGGACCCCGCUUCAAGAAGCUGGCCGACAUGUACGGAGGCGGAGAGGACGACGACAUGCUGUAAAUGUACCAAAAAGAACGUGAUGUGGCCGGGUGGCUGCACACAUGGCUGUGUGAAUGUUAAGAUUGAUGUGAGCUGAUGGAUGACUGCAUCCCAGGGAUAUAUAUAGAUAGAUAUAUAUAUAUUUUACUGCAGCCAGACAUCAGUAGGCCAACAGAUGAUGUUUUCUGUGUGAGGGUUGAGGUGUGUUGUCGGUUCUGUCCUGUCAGCAGAUAACAGCCACUAGUCAGAAGCCAAAGGAUGAGUUUGUUUUUUAUACAUGAGUUGUGCCUGUUUUUAGAUCCCUGUUUUGCGCUAGGCUAAAGACUAACUGCGCUUCUUGUACAUUUCCUGUUCUUUGAGAAAGUGGCGCCUUAAUGGAUUUUGUGCAGAUUUUUCCACCUGUGCUGUAGCCUGCUGGACACACACAGAUGCUUGCAGUUGCACUGGUAAUGUUUGUGUAUUAUUUUGGCAAAGUAUGGUACUUAACGUUUUUUUUUCUUCAGUUUUUACUUUUCUUUUUUUUUUUUUUAAUGGAGAUUGUACUACUGCUUCAGUUGGAUUUAAAUUUUUUGAGUAAUGAAAUUUCAGGGCAAAUGGGGUAGAACGCCUCCAUCACCCUCUAAAGGACGGGUUCAAUGAGACUAACUGAUGCUUGAUUAGUGUCUGUUCAGUUGCCAUUUUUUAUUACAUUGUAAUGUCGAAACACUUUUUGCCAUUACCUCCAGUGGUACUUUAUCGCAAAUGCUUUGUUCAUUUAGAAUUUUUUUAUAAAGUUAUCUUAAUACAAUAA